UUUUCUUUUGCACUGUGUUGAAAUUAUAUAGUACUUUCUCACUUUUUACGUAGACCAUGCCUCCCAGAAAAUACUCGAAGACCUACAAGGUACCCCGCAACCCCUUCGAGAAGGAGCGUCUCGACCACGAGCUUAAGCUCUGCGGUGAGUACGGUCUCCGCAACAAGCGCGAGAUCUGGCGUGUUGCCUACACCCUGUCGAACAUCCGUCGUGCUGCCCGUGAGCUGCUCAAGCUUGACCAGAAGGACGCCCGCCGCCUGUUUGAGGGUAACGCCCUUAUCCGCCGCCUGAUCCGCAUUGGUGUGCUCGAUGAGACCAAGGCCAAGCUCGAUUACGUUCUUGAGCUUACCGUCGAGAACUUCCUUGAGCGCCGUCUCCAGACCCAGGUCUUCAAGCUGGGUCUCGCCAAGUCGAUCCACCACGCCCGUGUCCUGAUCCGUCAGCGCCACAUCCGCGUCGGCAAGCAGGUUGUGAACAUCCCCUCGUUCAUUGUCCGUCUUGACUCCCAGAAGCACAUCGACUUUGCCCUCAACUCGCCCUUCGGUGGAGGCCGCCCCGGCCGUGUUGCCCGCAAGCGCGCUGCUGCCGCUGCCGGCGGUGCCAACGACGACGAGGAGUAAAUCUUUUGAUUUGAUUUGCUUAAAGUUUAGUCACGCCUUUUUUGUGUUGGACCCUGUUGUUUGGGUCCAGUUAAUACACUUCUGUUCACAGUUUCAAA
Messenger RNA from Kickxella alabastrina, 718 nucleotides. RefSeq names its product 40S ribosomal protein S9. Gene Ontology annotation, cellular component: cytosolic small ribosomal subunit. Gene Ontology annotation, molecular function: rRNA binding; structural constituent of ribosome. Bases 57 to 620 code for a protein of 187 amino acids. The record is from RefSeq and is a predicted model, not a curated record. The transcript has 2 exons. Lineage: Eukaryota; Fungi; Kickxellomycota; Kickxellomycetes; Kickxellales; Kickxellaceae. Gene Ontology annotation, biological process: translation; positive regulation of translational fidelity.